Messenger RNA from Orycteropus afer afer, 1227 nucleotides. RefSeq names its product KIAA0513 ortholog. The record is from RefSeq and is a predicted model, not a curated record. The transcript is spliced from 12 exons. Bases 1 to 1227 code for a protein of 408 amino acids. NCBI's taxonomy places the organism in Eukaryota, Metazoa, Chordata, Mammalia, Tubulidentata, Orycteropodidae.
AUGGAGGCCCCGGAAGUGCCUGUGGGGUCGUUGAUUGACUUUGGGACUGAGCCACCACCUUCUUCUCCCCUGGAGGCCCUGCCACCACAGCUACAGGACAGGGACAGCUCGCUGGGCGAUGGUGCUUCAGAGAGCGAGACCACCGAGUCCGCGGACAGUGAGAACGACAUGGACGAGUCACCCUCCCACCCAUCCUGGGACCAGUACCGCCGUUCCUCCUCCAAUGACUCCUUCUCAUCCAAUCAGAGUGCCACGGAUGAAGAGGCCUUGGAACUCAGAGAGUUCAUGUGCAGCUAUGUGGAGAAGAUCUUCUCCGGAGGGGAGGACUUGGACCAGGAGGAGAAAGCCAAGUUUGGGGAGUAUUGCAGCGGCGAGAAUGGGAAAGGCCGGGAGUGGUUUGCCCGAUACGUGAGUGCCCAGCGCUGCAACUCCAAGUGCGUCUCAGAGCCGACCUUCUACCGCCUGGUGCAGUCGUUUGCGGUGGUGUUGUUUGAGUGUCACCAGAUGGAUGACUUUGGGCCCGCCAAGAACCUCAUGACCAUGUGUUUCACCUACUAUCACCUCGGUAAGCCACACCUGCUUCCCUCAGAAUCCAAGGAGAAGCCUGCAGGGAGCAUAGACUCGUACCUGAAAUCUGCCAAUAGCUGGUUGGCGGAGAAGAAGGACAUUGCUGAGCGGCUCCUAAAGAACACCUCAGCAAAGACUGAGAAUGUGAAGGGCUUCUUUGGGGGCCUGGAAACCAAGCUGAAGGGGCCCCUGGUGAAGAGAAACGAGGAAGAUGACGACAAACCCAAGGAGAAGCAGCAGAAGAUGGUGACCGUGUGUGGUCCGGAAGAGGAGAAGAAGGGGGAGAAGAUCUACUUGUACACACACCUGAAGCAGCAGCCCAUUUGGCACACCCUGAGGUUCUGGAAUGCCGCCUUCUUUGAUGCUGUCCAUUGUGAGAGAAGAAAACGGUCUCCCACCACCAGAGGGAAGGCUGGAGAGGAGGAGGACAAGAGGGAGAAGUGGUGCCACAUGACCCAGGAGGAGCGUGACGACAGCCUGCGGUUCAAUGAGAACAUCACUUUUGGACAGCUGGGUACAUUCACGCACAACAUGCUGGCUUUCGGGCUGAACAAGAAGCUGUGCAAUGACUUUCUGAAGAAGCAGGCUGUGAUCGGCAACCUGGAUGAAGAGCAGUACAAGCUGCUCAGUGACCACAUUGAGCAGAUGGCCACCGAGUAG